AUGGAAGUUGAGAUCACGCUGAGAGAAACUAUUAAGCCAUCUUCUUCUACACCCCCUAGCAAAAGAAUUCUCAAGCUUUCUCUCUUGGACCAGUUCACUCCUGUGUGUUACACGUCUCUCAUCCUUUUUUAUCCUGCAAGUGUAAACCAAGAUCACUCCGUAACACUGACAGAAAGAUGCCAGCAACUGAAAAUUUCUCUGUCAGAAACAUUAACUCACUUUUACCCUCUAGCAGGCAGACUCAAAGACAAUGCCUCCAUAGAAUGUGACGACCAAGGAGGUGAGUACAUUGAAGCUCGGAUCAAAUGUCUUCUCUCAAAGUUUCUUGUAACGCCCGAGGCAGAGUUGCUGAAACAGCUCCUGCCUGCAGCUAUAGAAUCAGGCGAAGCGGCCACCGGAAGCAUGUUGCUUGUCCAAGCCAAUAUCUUUGAUUGUGGUGGCAUGGCGAUUGGUGUUUGUGUUUCACAUAAGAUCGCUGAUGCGGCAACGUUAACUACAUUCGUCAAAUGCUGGAGCGGAUCGGCUCAUAAAUCCACAGAAGUAAUCAGCCCUCUAUUCAUGGGUGCUUCCAUUUUUCCGGACAUGGAUUUGACAUUCACCAGACCCUCCUCAGUUGAGUUGAUGCAAGGAGAAUGUGCUACGAAAAGGUUUGUUUUCGAUUCCGCAAAGAUACGCAUGCUCAAAGCGAAAGCAGCAGGCGAAAGUGUGGCAGCGCCAACCCGGGUGGAAGCCGUGUCCGCUCUCAUCUGGAAAUGUGCAAUGGCGGCAUCAAGAUCUAACCUGGGAGCGCAUAGAAAGUCCGUAUGGUCUCUUAGCGUCAAUUUGCGCAAAAGGCUCGCGCCGCCAUUGCCAGAGAAUUAUGCUGGCAAUUGUGUUGGCUCCAUCCUAGCACAUAUGGAGGAUGCCGAGGUAGAAUUGCGAGACUUAGUGGGUCUGAUAAGAAGAGGGAACCAGGAAUUUGAUGAAAAUUACGCGAAGAAACUUCAACGAGACGGGUCUUCGAAAGCAAUUUGUGGGUUUGCCAAACAAUUUGAAGAGUUGGCUAUGAGUACUGACAUUGAUUUUUACAACUGCAGCAGCUGGUGUAAAUUUCAACUAUACGAGGCUGAUUUUGGAUGGGGGAAGCCAGCAUGGUUGAGCAUAGCGAGUACAUCAAUAAAGAAUGUGCUCUUGCUGAUAGAUACAAGGGAUGCUGCCGGAAUAGAAGCAUGGUUGACGUUGAGUGAAGAGGAUAUGGCCUUGUUUGAAUGUAAUAAAGAGCUGCUAGAAUUUGCAACGCUAAACCCUAGUGUAUCUCUGAGCGAACUCCAUCUUUGA
Messenger RNA from Turnera subulata, 1317 nucleotides. The record is from the annotation of a GenBank genome assembly. NCBI's taxonomy places the organism in Eukaryota, Viridiplantae, Streptophyta, Magnoliopsida, Malpighiales, Passifloraceae.